ACUUCCCCAGACUCUUCUUUUACGUCGUCGUCUCCCCACUUCCCCAAAAACUCAACUCUUCGUCUCUGCACAAACCUCGCGCAAAAUUUCCCAUGUCCCUCAGACGAUCCGCGCCGUCCAUCUAUCAACGGCUCCAGAUCUCCCAGUUGUCCACAGCAGCCCAACCUGCCUCUUCUUCUUCGUCUACUUCAUCGCCGCUCUCUCUGAUCAGCAGCGUCUCGAGCUUUGACUCUAACUCUCGCGGAAACCCCCAGAAAUCGUACCUGAAAUGGAUCUCGGGAAUCGCGGCCGGGUCGGGCCUUGGGCUGCUGUACUGGUCGAAUCCGGAUUGGGACUUCUUCAAGAAGUCGUCGCUGGCUUUCGCCGACUGGUCAACGGGUUUGGAAGACCGGCCGCGGACGCGUGCUUUGCUGCGGAAACUUUCUUUGCCUGAAAUCAGGGCCAAGUUUCUCUUCGGAGAUGCCUUUCGGAGAAGGAUUUUCUUCAACUAUGAGAAGCGCAUGAGGUUGCGGAGUCCGCCUGAGAAGGUGUUCGAGUACUUUGCAUCUGCCUGUACAUCAGAGGGAGAAUUACUUAUGAGACCAGAAGAUCUCAUGAGGGCAGUGGUUCCUGUUUUCCCUCCAUCUGAAUCCAACCUUGUUAGAGACGGGUAUUUGAGAGGUGAAAGGAAUCCUGGCGAGUUGCGCUGUUCGCCGUCUGAUUUUUUCAUGCUUUUCGAUGUUAACAGUGACGGAUAUAUUUCCUUCAAAGAGUAUAUCUUCUUUGUAACAUUACUAAGCAUUCCAGAGUCCAGUUUCUAUGUGACAUUCAAAAUGUUUGAUACUGACGAUAGUGGAGAAAUUGACAAGGAAGAAUUCAAAAAAGUGAUGGCAUUGAUGCGAGCCUGCAACAGACAAGGUGCUCAACAAAGGGGUGGACUUCGAUUUGGACUAAAAGCUAGGGAUUCUGUAGAAAAUGGAGGGCUGGUGGAGUUCUUUUUUGGUGAAGAUGGGAACACUAGGCUUCAACUUGAUAAAUUUGUGAAGUUUUUGAGAGAUCUACAGAAUGAAAUGGUGAGGUUGGAGUUUUCCCACUACGACUAUAAAAUGCGAGGAACCAUGAUCGCAAAGGAUUUUGCAUUAUCAAUGGUUGCGUCCGCGGACAUGCAUCAUUUAAGCAGUUUGCUUGAUCGGGUCGAUGAAUUGGACCACAAUCCAGAUCUUAAAGAUACUUGCAUCUCAUUUGAGGAGUUCAAAAACUUCGCGGAGCUUCGGAAACAAUUGCAGCCGUUUUCUCUGGCCCUUUUUAGCUAUGGUAAAGCAAAUGGUAUGUUAACACGGGAGGAUUUCAAGCGAGCUGCAUUUCAUGUAUGUGACAUAGCUCUCAGUGACAAUGUGGUUGAAAUCAUCUUUCAUGUAUUUGAUUCUAAUCGAGAUGGACAUUUAAGCUUGGAUGAGUUUGUCACUGUUCUACACCAACGCCAAAAGGACAUUGCUCAACAUGUGGAGACGGGAAUCAUGGUUCUUGACUAACUCUACCUGUUUACGUGGAUUUGCAGUUCACGCUAGGAUGCUGAAUCGGUUUUGGUUGUAAAUCUGAAAAUGUAACCUGUAAGUAGUCUUUGAUUAAGUUAUAGCUCUUAACUACUGCUAUAAUCUGCACACCGGCAAAUCUCCAGCGAGUCUCCCCCUUUUUAGUGUAGAAACCUGGAGUUCCAUUUUGUGUGGUGUGCAUGAAGAAUGUAGUUGAACCGGGGAAGGCUUUUUUGUUAUAUAGCUGGCUCCUGAAUAAGAGAAACUCGGAUUUGAUACGAAUUACAUAUUGAUUUGUGUUUCUAUGAAUGUUGGGUUUAGUUUAG
Molecule: messenger RNA, 1837 nt
Organism: Fragaria vesca subsp. vesca
Lineage: Eukaryota; Viridiplantae; Streptophyta; Magnoliopsida; Rosales; Rosaceae
Product: calcium uptake protein 1, mitochondrial-like
Exons: 7
Coding region: 93-1511 (472 amino acids)
Biological process (GO): calcium import into the mitochondrion; mitochondrial calcium ion homeostasis
Cellular component (GO): uniplex complex
Molecular function (GO): calcium ion binding
Source: RefSeq, a predicted model, not a curated record